Molecule: messenger RNA, 1843 nt
Organism: Pundamilia nyererei
Lineage: Eukaryota; Metazoa; Chordata; Actinopteri; Cichliformes; Cichlidae
Gene: cltb
Product: clathrin, light chain B
Exons: 6
Coding region: 297-950 (217 amino acids)
Biological process (GO): intracellular protein transport; clathrin-dependent endocytosis
Cellular component (GO): clathrin coat of trans-Golgi network vesicle; plasma membrane; clathrin coat of coated pit
Molecular function (GO): clathrin heavy chain binding; structural molecule activity
Source: RefSeq, a predicted model, not a curated record
AACAAAAUGUAAAGGUCCCCUCGGGGUGCUGCCCCUGCUCAUACACAUACUGGUUGAACAAGUGAAGAAAUAAUGAAUCAUCAGUUACGGCCUUUAAUCGACGCGUAGAUUGUUUGUUCCGUAUGCUUUACUAGCUGACUCUAUUUUUCCAAGUGAUAUUUAGAAUAGAUAACACUCUAAUCGAAUUUUUAAGUUGUUACUAUUAACGUUGCAGAGCUCGGUGGCCUGAUUUUUUGUGGCUUUAACGUUUAGCUAGCUAAGCAAGCUCAGUCAAACUUCUACACUUUUUGUGAAAGAUGGCUGACAACGGAGCGCACCCGACUGAAGAGGACCCGGCCGCCGCUUUUCUGGCUCAACAGGAGAAUGAGAUAGCGGGGAUAGAAAACGAUGGCGACGCAUUUGGGAUCCUAGAAGGAGCCGGUGUUCAGCAGCCGCAGACCGACAACUAUGACGGGUUUGAAGAGCCUGCCACGUUGAAUGGAGACCUGUUUCAGGAGUCCAAUGGCCCAACAGACAGCUAUGCAGCCAUCGCCCAGGUGGAUAUUCAAAGGCAAGAACCUGAAAGUUUACGCAAAUGGAGGGAGGAGCAGAAGGCACGCCUUGAAGCAUUAGACUCGGCAUCCAAGGCAGCGGAGGAAGAAUGGAGAGUGAAAGCGAAGAAGGAGCUUGAAGACUGGCACGUACACCAAAGUGAGCAGAUGGAGAAGAAUAAGACCAACAACAGGAUUGCUGAUAAGGCUUUCUACAAACAGCCCAACUCUGAUGUUAUAGGCUUUGUAGCAUCUGAGGAGGCUUUCCUGGCAGAGACGGACAGCAACAGCCCCGGGUCUGAAUGGGAGAGAGUAGCUCGUCUCUGUGACUUCAAUCCAAAAACCAACAAGCAGGCGAAGGAUGUUUCCCGAAUGCGCUCUGUGCUGAUCUCUCUCAAACAGACACCUCUAGUUCGCUAGAGCAUGUCGCUGGGGGGAGCUAGAAACAUUGCCUUUUAAUCUCACUUUGCAUCAGAAGGAUUUGUAUUCCCUUUUGUGUACGAAAAACACCCUGGUAUGUUUAUAACCUUUAAACACUUCCUGCCUUUAACGAUGCCUGUUAAGAGUCAAAUAAUAUACUUAAACCUGUGAGAGGAGGGAUUACUGUUACAACAUCCUUUAGUUGGUCAGCUUCAUCACUGCUAUAUUAAGAAAAUAUUGUUACUGUAAAUUCAGUAAUUUCCCUUUCUCCUUUAACUUAUAAAUUGUUACUAGGUCAACUUUAUUGCAUGCCUUCCUGAUAUUUUGGAUGCACAUUUUUAGUUGAAUUUAUAAAUUAGCAUUACGGUCAAACACUUAGCGAUUAAGCACUGUUACAGAUUAGAUUGUAACCAGUUUUGCCUCAUCAACUAUAAACCAUUAACCGAAGCACAUUAAUGUUCACUGUAUUAUAUUAUAUCCCUAAUUACUGUUUUUAAGUUAGCAUAUUUUUCACUAUAACAUACCCAAGCUCGUGGCCUUUUUUGAUCAACCUCUUUCUACAAUUUGAGCACUUAGCUGGAUGAAUUUCUCUUCAAUUUGGCAAGAUUUCAGCUAAAUUAAGAAACAUUGAACUACAACCAAAGAUUUCAUUGAAAUUUUCAGAGUUCACACAUUUUACGGCUUGUUUCUUAUUUUGCUAUAUUAUACCAUUUUCUGUUACGCCAACAAAUUUUAAUUUUUUUUUUUUUAAAGAAAUGAUGCAGGGGGUCAUUUACAACAGCGAUGUCUUCACACUGUUUCACAUGCUGCCUAUUUGGAUUUAAGGAAUAGUGAAAAAGUGAAUGUUAAAAGGGAACUGGAAAAUAAAAACAGUGUAGUAUGAUCACUUCAAA